AUGAAGAACAAGUCACUUUUUGAAGGGACAGAUGAAUCUUUGCCCCUUGAGGUCAUUGCUAGUGCGCUUCACAUGGAUGAAAAGGAAGUAGAAGCUAACUUAGAGACCAAAGGGAAUACCAAAGGAUUUUCACUAAGUUUUCUUUUGGAAAGAGCUCAUACCCUAUUGAAGGCAAAAAGUUGGGAUGCUUGUUACUCUGCUAUUGCAUUGGCCAUCUAUGGCGUCGUCCUGUUCCCGAAUAUGGAUGGUUUCGUAGACAUGACUGCCAUUUGUGUUUUCCUUACUGGGAACCCAAUACCUUCUUUGUUAGCUGAUGUCUAUUAUUACAUAAGUCAUAGGUAUACUAAGAAGAAGGGAUUGAUUGCUUGUUGUGCUCCUUUAUUAUAUCAGUGGUUUCUAGAACAUCUUCCGAAGACAGGUGCUUGGGUUGAACAGAUAGAUGUUAGUUGGCCUCAAAGAUUGGGAUCGCUCCGAUCUGAAGAUCUCUCUUGGUACUCCAAAGAAUACAUCAACAUGGAUAUCAUAUUUAGUUGUGGAGAUUUCCCAAAUCUACCGCUUAUUGGAACUCAAGGAUGUGUGAAUGCUAAUCCAAUUCUAUCACUCAGACAACUUGGCUACCCAAUGAAAGGCCCUCCAAAGGCAAAUUCUUUGGAAGAUUUCUUGUUACUUGACUUUGGGGUUGAGAAUCAUAGCUUAUUCCAGCGAAUCAAAGAAGCUUGGAAGAAUGUCAAUCGAAAAGGGAAAACUAAGUUAGGGAGAGCAAAUGGGAUUACAAAAGAAUCAUAUUUUCAGUGGAUAAAGGAAAGGUGUGUUCUAGUCUUUAAUAGUUUUAAAUUGUUGAUUUUAAAAUUCUAUGUUAUUCAUUUAAGAAGGUUUUGUGAGGAAAAUGGAAUUGAGCAUGAGUUUAUUGCUCCAUACACUCCUCAGCACAAUGGUUUUGUUAAAGGAAGAAACAUAACUUUUCUUGAUAUGAAAAGGAGCAUGCUGAAGGAGAAGAAGCUCGCUUACACCUUGUAG
Lathyrus oleraceus (garden pea) is the source of this 1017-nucleotide messenger RNA. RefSeq lists its product as uncharacterized. The coding region runs from base 1 to 1017 and encodes 338 amino acids. NCBI's taxonomy places the organism in Eukaryota, Viridiplantae, Streptophyta, Magnoliopsida, Fabales, Fabaceae. The record is from RefSeq and is a predicted model, not a curated record. The transcript is spliced from 2 exons. Gene Ontology annotation, molecular function: nucleic acid binding.